Molecule: messenger RNA, 4445 nt
Organism: Sorex araneus (European shrew)
Lineage: Eukaryota; Metazoa; Chordata; Mammalia; Eulipotyphla; Soricidae
Gene: CCDC177
Product: coiled-coil domain containing 177
Exons: 2
Coding region: 361-2448 (695 amino acids)
Source: RefSeq, a predicted model, not a curated record
CUGCGGUACCUUGGCGGCAGGGGAGGCGGCGAUGGAUGCAACCGCCACCGAACGCCGCCGGCUGUUUUGAGAAUCUGCGAGAAGGAAGGGAGCCGAGCCGCGUUAUUUUUGGGAGACCUUAUCUCACUCCCCCUCCCGCGUUUAGGUAGCGUCUGGUGGGGGGUGUGCAGGCCCCAUGGAAGGGCGCUGGCGGCGACUGCGGUGGUGGCGGCGGCUGCUGCAGGCGGCAGAAAUCCGACCCCGCCGGCGCGCGGACUGAAGAGGCGCAAAGGAGAGCGGCAGCCGCUAACAAAAGCCCUCGGCGGCGCGGGGGCCCGAGCACCGGACACGCGCGCGAAACUCCAUCAAGGGAGCUCAGCCAUGGUGGAUCCUGUGCCUCGAGAGGAGAAUGCGGGAGCAGAGCCCGGAGGUUCGGGCGGGAAUGGGGCGGCCGCAUCCGUCGCCCCCGACGCCCAGGGCGCCCAGCAACCCGCCACCCCCUCGGCCUCGGCCUCGGCGGCGGUGCCCCGCAAGGCGGAUGUCCCGUGCGCAGCAGAAGGCGGGCGGCGGGAGCAGUCCCCCAUGCUGCACCUCGACCUCUUCAACUUCGACUGUCCCGAGGCUGAGGGCAGCCGCUACGUGCUGACCAGUCCCCGUUCGCUGGAGGCCUGCGCCCGCUGCGCCGUCAAGCCCGUGGAGCUGCUCCCGCGCGCCCUGGCCGACCUGGUGCGCGAGGCUCCGGGCCGCUCCAUGCGCGUGGCCACCGGCCUGUACGAGGCCUACGAGGCGGAGCGGCGAGCCAAGCUGCAGCAGUGCCGGGCGGAACGCGAGCGCAUCGUGCGCGAGGAGAAGCGGCGCCUCUUCACGCCUUUGGGCCCCGCGGCCGCGGCCCCCAGCGCGGGCAGCAGUAGCAGCUGCAGCAGCGCCAGCCUGCCGGCCUCGCCCGCGCCGCGCGGCCCCCGCAAGGCCUCCUCCAGCCCUUCCCCCGCCCGCAGCCAACCUCCCCCUGCAGGGUCGCGGACCGGGAGGAAGAGCCACUCUCUGGACUCGCUGUCUCGCCGACGGGAUGGCGCCCUGAGCUCCGAGUCUGGCGCGUCGUCGUCGUCCUACAGCGGCGAGAGCCUGCGCGAGACGCGCUGGUCGUCGCGCGCCACGGCCAGGCACAGCUACCCGGCGGGGUCGGCGGCGUCCGUCCCCAACCCGACCGGGCGCCCGUCCGCCCUGGCCCUGCCUCCGAUCCCCAGCCGGAGCUUCAGCCUCGGCGACCUGAGCCACUCGCCGCAGACGGCGCAGCACGUGGAGCGCAUCGUGCGCCAGGUCCGCGCCGAGCGGGGCCUGCGCGGGGUGCCCGAGCGCGACCGCAAGAUCGCGGCGCUGAUGCUGGCGCGCCACCAGGAGGAGCGCCUGUUGCUGGAGCAGCGCGCCGCGGCCCACGGCCAGUGGGAGCAGCAACGCUUGCGCGCCGAGCAGCGGCGGGAGCGCGAGGAGCGCGAGAAGCAGCGCGUGCUGGAGCAGGGCCGGCGGGCCUGGGCGGCGCAGGUGGAGGAGCGGCGGGGCCGGCGCGGCCGCGAGGAGCGCGAGACGGCGCGGCGGCGGCAGCGGCAGUACGAGCGCAGCGAGGAGCGGCGCCGGGAACUGAGCGAACGCCAGGGCCUACUGCGGCGGGAGCGGGCGGAGCGCGCGGCCCAGGAGGACCGGCUGCGCAAGCUGCAGCAGGAGCAGAACCUGAAGCAGCGCGAGGAGGGCCUGCAGGAAGGGCGGGCGCGGGCCCAGCAGGUCCGCAGGGAGCGCGCCGAGCGCGCGGCGCGCACCAAGCAGCGGCAGGAGGGCCAGCUGCAGCGCGAGAAGCGGGAGCUGAGCCGGGCCGAGCGGGCGCGCCACGAGGCGCUGCUGCAAGGCCGGGUUCGGCAGGAGCACGAGGAUCGGGAGGGCCUGAGAAGCUCCCUGGAGGCCAGCCUGGGCCGCGCGCAAGAGAACUACGAGCAGUUGGUGGAGCAGCGCGCCCGGGAGCUGCGGGAGCGAGCCCGGCGGGAGGAGCUGCAGGGGCGGCGUGCCAAGGAAACCGCCGAGCGCAAAGAUCGCGAGCAUCGGGAGCACUUGGAGGCGCUGGCCCGGGUCGGAGAGCGGCGGCUGCAGCAUGCCACCCAGGCGGUUGAGGAGGCGGUGCAGCAGAAGGCGCGGCGGGUGGGCCAGAACCGGCUGGAGAAGGAGCGGACCCAGCGCGCCAACAAGGAGAAGGUGGACCGGGACGAAGACUGUCGCCGCCGGGAGCUGAUCCAGGCCAUCGGGCGCAAGCUGGAGCGUAGCGAGCAGCUGUCACGCGAGCGGCGGAGCGCGCUGGAGAGCGCGCGCUCCACGGCCCGGGCCUCCUUCCACGUGCGCGAGAAGGUUCGCGAAGAGACCAACACGCGCUCCUUCGAUCGCAUGGUGCGCGAGGCGCAGCUGCACGCCAGCCUGGACCGCAAAUGACCACCGACCACCCCCACCUCACCCCUGCCUAGUCAGACUGCCAGGCCGGGAUCCCUAAGGAGCUCCCGUCGUCGUGGCUUUGGCCGGCCCGUGGCGGUGAGUGCCAGUCGUGGCGCAGCCCCACGGUCAAGCCGGGCUGCCUCCUAACCAGCGAGGCCAAACGCCAGCCGGGGCGGACUUGUGAGACUCGUCACUCCGCCGCCGUCGUUUUUAAAUACUGACUUCAUUUGGAGACGAAUUAGCACAAUCUUUGACCAUGUUGACGCCCCACCCUCAAAUGCCUGUUGCCACGCUGCGGGUCUGUGGGGUUGGACUAAGGCUGCUGGGGCAAGGGAGCUAGGUUGGCACUGGGAGGAGGACCGCCGCGGAGAGAGGGCAGCGGUGACUGCCCCCUUCCUGCAGCGGUGGUCCCACGUCGUGGUGUCUGAGGCACCUCGUGGAGCUUGGACAGCGCACAAGGCAGAGCGACUUGACAGGAAAGCACAAUGGUGUUAGAGCACAAUCCGAGCCACUCCCGGAAGCGAUUGAUACGUGUGUGCUUGACGUUUCAUCUGCCACUCGCAAAAUUCUGUCUGACUUAUCCUAGCUUUUCUGUUGGUUUCCAUGGGUUUAGUUAGACAUCAGCUGCAGAUAAUGGUCCGUUUGUGUCUCCCCGCCCCCUCCACCACUCUCCUUACGCUCCCAAGUGGUAGAAGGAAUCCUUUGGUUUGGUGCUGCUGCAGGGCCAGAGGGGUCCCCCAGGCCCUAGGAGAGGCGGUCCUCAGGCAGCAGUGCCCCCCCUCCACUCCCAUUUUUGCAGGGUAGUCUUGGGCCAGCGUGUCAGCCGCUCCUGGGCAGACAGCAGCCAUGCCUUAAGAAGCAGAGUGACCCUCCGUGCCUGCCUGAAUCCUCAGCUGACCCUGCAGUCCCCUGGGCCUCAGGAGGUGGGGGGGCAGGGGCCCCUCUGUGAAGGAAUCAGUCCAUGGGCGAUUAAUUUCCUAUUGGUGACGGGCAGGCUGAAGUGGCCUCUUGGCUGUGGAGAACUGUGCUCACCUUGACUGCGGUGGCCUUCCUCCUCCUGCCCGUUCCUCUGUGAUGACAAAGAGAAUGUCCCCCCCCCCCACAUAACCCCCCGGAUCCCUCUCACCUACGACAGAAAGCAUUUGAGCCCUGUCUGUGCCUCGCCUUUCCCACGGGCCAGUCAGGGCCACCAUUACUCCUCUGGUACCUCAAGGGUUCCCGGAUCCAAGGCCACCUCAGUAUUACUUGUUGGUUGUCUUUGUGCCUUUCUUGACCUGGAGUUGGGAGGCAGGAGGAUUCUGCUGGCUGAGAUGAGUUUCUGGAAAUAUGGAUUCCUGGCCUUGGAAAAAGAAAUUCACUGCAAACAGUUGGUUUAUUCAGUCUCUGGGCGGAAGUUACUUGCAAGACCAGGCCAAACUGUCCAGACCUAUGGUCUUUGGGCGGCCUUAGUACUUCCUCCCAUGAACCAAACUCAGUCCCCAGCCAUAGACACCCACAGAUCCUGCCUCCAGCAGGGAAGGUAGGAAGUAGAGCAUUACUUUCUCCACUUAAUCGGAAUCAGGAAAUAAAUGUGACCAAAAAAAAAAAAAGAAGAAGAAGAAGAAGAAGAAGAAGAAAGCAUCAGGGUAAAGAACUACAACAGUAGAGAUACUUCAGUUAUUUUCUGCUGGGUAGAAUGAUCCUUAAAAUGUCUGUUCUCUCUCUCUAUCUCCUUCUCCCUCUCUCUCUCUCUCUCUCACACACACACACACUCACUCACUCACUCUUCCUUGCCAUCCCCACUCCCAGCAGGUAUAGGAGUAUUGUGUAGAAAGAUACAGUGCUUAGGUGUAUUAUAUUUUAAUUGCUGUGAAACCAGGAUAAGGUGCUGUUUUAUUUCUUCAAUGGGUAAAUUUUUUCCCUCAAAUUUUCUUGUUGUCAGUAACUGGGAUGUCAGUGCGCUGUGAUGUUUGGCGUUGUCUGUGAGUCAGGGGCAUUUAACUAAACGCUUCAUGUGA